UUUAACAGAACCAAGCACAUCCUACAACUCGGAACACCAGAUUGCUCCUCCCCUAUUCUUUUCUCAAGUCUCAACUUAUCAUCAUUACCUCCCCCAACUCUUCAACUACCUGUCCAAACUGUCACUAUAUACUUCAACUCCCCGCCCUCAAAACCCAAUCAAAAACCAAACCAAAUGCUUCUCCAAACUCAAUCCCUCACAUCCCACUUCACCCUCCUCCCACUCCCCACUUCUAAACCCACUUCUAAACCCACUUCCAAAACCCAACUCUUCAACCCCAACUCAAUUCGCAGACCACCAAGAUGCUCCCUUUCCUCUGUUUUCAACCCGACCCAGUUGCCAAACCCGAUCGCCAAGCCCUUGCCGGCCGAGGUUUCACGGACCAUUCUGGAGUUGGUCUCUGUGGGCACCCUUUCCACUCUGACCCAACAAGGCUGGCCUCUCGGAAUCGGUGUUCGCUUUGCUGUUGACCCUGAAGGCACUCCGGUCUUGUGCUUGGAUGACAACAAUAGACAGUUCUGUACUGACAUGAGGUCUAGCCUCCAUGUUCAGUUAGAGCAAUCGGGGUUGAGGACGCCGCAAUGUACUAUAUUAGGCAGCAUUGGCAAACCAGAAGACAGUAAGUUUUUGAAGUUUCUUCAUACAGUGUGGAAAAAAAAGUUUAAAGAAGAAAUUGAUGAAGAUCUUCUAUAUGUUGUUGAUGUGGAUCGAGUUCUUCAGAUGGAGGACUUUAGAGAGGUUGGUACAUGGGUCACGUCCUCAGAUUAUAAAAGUGCACAACCUGAUCCUCUUCGUGACUCUUCAGAAAAGCUAGUGAAUGAUAUAAACACCAACAAUAUUGAAGAUAUUAACCGUUUUUGCAAUAUUUAUGCUGAUUUGGACUUCCAGGUAUCUGAAGCAAAGUUGGUUUGGAUUGACCGGCUAGGACUUGACAUGCGUAUCUGGUCUCCUCAAAAUGGUAUAUUUGAGGUUCGCAUUCCCUUCCCCAGAGAUGUGACGGAUGAAAAAGGUGCAAAGUCAAUGUUUAAUUGUAUGGCACAAUUAGCAUGGGAGGUCGAAAAGAAUUUCCAUGCCCCAGAUUUUGAGAAGGUGAAACAAGUUAAGCAGAUAACCUAUGUGUAACUGUAUCCAUAUCUAUUAAUGUGUGUCGUUAGUUGCAAAAGCUGCAUCGUUAUUGAGCUCUUUAUAUUCAAAGAAUCUUUAGGCCAUCUGCAUUGAGCUGUUAAUAUGUACAACAGUACAAGGCAUUGAUAUGUAUACCCUGACACUCAAGAGAUAUUACAAUUUUGAGAUUGUAUUCAAGGUUUUAGUUUC
Argentina anserina (silverweed cinquefoil) is the source of this 1314-nucleotide messenger RNA. RefSeq names its product glutamyl-tRNA reductase-binding protein, chloroplastic. The transcript has 5 exons. The coding region runs from base 175 to 1122 and encodes 315 amino acids. Gene Ontology annotation, cellular component: chloroplast. The record is from RefSeq and is a predicted model, not a curated record. NCBI's taxonomy places the organism in Eukaryota, Viridiplantae, Streptophyta, Magnoliopsida, Rosales, Rosaceae.